GGAACGUACAGAGACACCGCGUUAGCACGUAGGUCAAGUUACGAUACUCAGCGCGCAUUCAGUUCGCGGGGAGCGCUCGUGCAGUGCGCGUUGUUGUCCCGUGUUCCUCUAGAUGAUUGAUCACGUGGGAAGCAUUGCGCCGAGUUUUCGCGAUUCCGUGGUGGAGAAGGGCCGAGGGAAAGGGAAUAAAUGUGUGCGAGUCCGUAAUGGACAACCCUAGCGGCGGAAGAGAUAGUCGGUACGCAAGUCUUGGGUACAGCAUGGGGAUGAUAGGCAGCGACGCUGGCUCGGAAAUGUACGGCCGACCGUCCACCUCCCAGCUUACAACUUCUCAAAUAAGCCGCAGUGGCGCCACUAUGAUGGCCGCGGCAGCUGCUGCAGGCGCACCAAACGCCGGCGUUGGAUCCGUACAGAGGGGUAUCAAGAGGACCACAUCGGACGUUUGUUACGAUGACAAUAAUGCAAGGCAAGCACUUUCGCAACAGCAAGGCAUGUCGAUGUCCGGUGAUUGUGUCCCUGACAAUCUCGAGGAAUCGUUUACCAGUUUGGGUCAACCGAAAAAGUCACCCCCCUCGAACGGCAAGAAGACCAAAGGACGGGUUAAAAUUAAAAUGGAGUACAUCGACAAUAAGCUACGCCGGUAUACAACCUUCUCGAAAAGGAAAACUGGAAUCAUGAAGAAGGCGUACGAGCUGUCGACGCUGACGGGUACCCAAGUGAUGCUGCUUGUGGCCAGCGAAACCGGCCACGUGUACACAUUCGCGACACGGAAGUUGCAGCCGAUGAUAACCAGCGAGGCCGGUAAGGCAUUAAUCCAGACCUGCCUGAACAGCCCGGACCCACCGGCUUCCGGUUCGUCCGGCGACCAGAGGAUGUCCGCGACCGGCUUCGAGGAGACCGAACUGACCUACAACAUAGCCGACGACGAGCAGAAAGAGGAUGGCACUUCGCCUAGGUCGGACGUUUGCCCGAACGAAAGCGACGGAGACACCAGCGACGGUGAUUCCCCAGUGUCGAAGGAUCUUUCGAAAAAUCACUCCGGUAUAAUGUACCAGAUGCCACAGACAGUGAUUUACUCGCCGAGUCCAGGGGUUCUGCUCGGUAUCGGUCAAAACGGUCAGCCAGUGCAAAUCUCUCAAGAAGGAGGCACGAUAAACCAGUCGAAUUCGUCCCAGAGUAAUCAACCGUUCAUCACGAUACCAUUGAACGUAGCGAUGAGCGCAGCGGGUUUGUCGCUUCCUGUUACAUCCAGGAUGAAUAUGUCGCCGACCACCACGUCCUCCUGUGAUCAGCCAUCGGACUUGACCAAAGAUCGCGACUGAUAAGAUCGAUCGUCGAAAUCAUUCUGGAACUGUAACGAAUAACGACCCGAUGGAUCGUUAAAAGGGACGUCCUUUUCAGUUUGACACUGGCUACCGUGACGACGCGACGCGCAAAUGUUAAGUCUGUAACGUGGAACUUUUUCUAGAGCGACGCAACAGAUUCUUCUUUUUUUUUUUAAUCACUCGUGGAUGCGUGUAGAUACGAUACCCGCUAUGUUUGAAUUUAUCGAUUAACGAAAAAUACUUUGAUUCUAGCAGUAGUCGGUGACCGACGGUAAGACGCGUCCAGAGGGUGACGUUCCUCGCCAUCUGUAUUUCUCGCGAAUGUAUUUAAUGUCUUCCCUUUUCGAAAUUUUUUUCUUUUUACCAUGGAUCCAUCGAAUGCAGAGGUGCAACUUUUGAUGCAACGUCGAUUCAACGAAUUUUUUAACACGUUGAAUGCUACAGGUGGGUUACGAGAUUUAAAUUUAAUAUGAAUGAUAUAUCGGUCAACGUGUUUAACUCUUUCCAGGAAAAAUUCUUACGUUUUCUGAGCUAAAUAAAUGGUACCCUGACGUAUAUUUCUUUGCAGCAUUCAACGCGUUAAUUGUACUAAAAUAUUGAAUUUAAAGAAUAUUUUCGUUACCAACGUUCGACCGAUUCUCGUGCAAUACUAGUCAAACUUUUAGCCCAACGAACGUUCCACGAAGCAACAUUUCACAAUUUUUUCCUCGACAAUCGAGGCGUUUUAGCGUUCGUAAAUUGUUAUUAGAAUCGUUUAGAGACACGUUUUUAUCGGUGGAAUUUAUCGAGGAAAUUUUGUACAAUCAUUUUGCAAAAUAAACUCAGACCGGUGUUAUUCGAUCGUUAAAUCGUUUCGUAGAUCCUCGACAUUCUAGUUGUUGAGAGAUUUUUUUAGGAGAUUCGAAGGGCGAUGAUUACUUCUUAAUAUUACAGGGUGCUUUUAAAACGAAUAAUGCAAGUUGUCACUGGAGUAACUAGGGUGAGGCCAGGGUGAAAAUAUGUAGACUGGUUCGUUCACCAUUCUACAGUUUUAAGAUUCUAAAAUUCCAGAAUCUCAGAUUUCUAAAAUUUCAGAAUUCCAAAUUUCUAUAAAAUCCUAGUUACGCCAAUGCAGGUUCUUCUUCCUUUCAAUCGUAGAGAUGAUAGCCGAUAUAUUUUUUAAUACUGCGAUCAACCAAUGACAUUUGGUUCGCCUUUCUAAUUGUACACCGAAUUCCUAUUCAUUAGCUCAUCGGUGAAAUAAUUCAUCUCGAAACAACGAUCGAUGAAUUAUUAGAAUUUUUCUUAAUUAAACAAUCGUUCGGCUUGCGUGAUGGAAACACGUUUCGAGAUCAACUGAUCAAUCGAACAGAAGAAAGUGAUGAUAGUGACAAUUUUAAUUGGUCGUUUAAGUGAUAAACACGCAUUAUUAUCGACUAUAUACUAAUAUAACAGUAUUUUUAAUCCUACAAUCUCUAUUUUACACGAUAUGGAAAUAAAUUAUCAGCUUCUGAUAAAUAACACGCGAAGAAUUUGUACCUUCUUUUUUUUUGUAAUAAAUAUUACCUAUGAUUUUAUAAUACAUGGAUGGUACUAUCGAUCGAAUUCGGCAAAGAUAUACUUUUAAUAAUAAAUUAAUUUACAUUUAAAAGUUUGUAGAAGCUGAAGAGUUUAUACAAAAUUUUGUAUAGGCUGUUAGAAGAGAAUAAGAUUUGUAAUACGAAUGAUAGUUCGAUCCGUGUAAAAAAAAAAGCUAAAAUUGAUA
Messenger RNA from Osmia lignaria (orchard mason bee), 3069 nucleotides. RefSeq names its product serum response factor blistered (gene bs). Gene Ontology annotation, biological process: positive regulation of transcription by RNA polymerase II. The record is from RefSeq and is a predicted model, not a curated record. Gene Ontology annotation, molecular function: cis-regulatory region sequence-specific DNA binding; DNA-binding transcription factor activity, RNA polymerase II-specific; protein dimerization activity. Lineage: Eukaryota; Metazoa; Arthropoda; Insecta; Hymenoptera; Megachilidae.